This is a messenger RNA of Paramecium primaurelia, 431 nucleotides long. NCBI's taxonomy places the organism in Eukaryota, Ciliophora, Oligohymenophorea, Peniculida, Parameciidae. The record is from the annotation of a GenBank genome assembly.
AUGUCAAGAAGCCUCAAAAAAAUUAAAAAAGCUUUUUAAGAAGGAGCUGCAAUAAAAAUUGAUAACAAGGAAAUUAUGAUAAUAUAUAAGUACAGUUCAUGUUUACAGUUUAGCAAUAUAUAUCAAUUAUCUAAUUAAGUCCAUUAAGAGGUCGAAACUGCGUAAGUUAAUCGCCGUCUUUAUUCACCUAAUUAUAAGAUAGUGGAUCAAUAAUUAAUAGAAAUUUAUAUAGAUCUUUUGAAAGAAUUCAUUAAUGAUAUUUGCUACUAAGUUGAUAAAUUUAAAUAGGAAAAAGAAAGCGUAUCAAUACCAAUAUUAUAUUCAAGGUACUCUUUAUUGUUACAAAAACAUAUCACAAUUAUAAAGCUUAUUCAUAUUGGCUUUAAAAAAUUUUCUAUUAUUUUGAUAAUAACUUUACAUCAUAUUCUUGA